UUGGUGAUUGAUAGAUGCAUGGUAGUAUUAUUAUUUGCAAUUCGUUAAGCCGAUGAUUGGUGAUAGGCAGAUGCAUGGUUGUGAUAUUGAUAAGCAGAUGAUUGGCAACAAACACAAAUUAAAAGUCUGCUCAAAACCGUCCGUGUAUUGAUUAAGACCUGCUCGGAGCUGCAUGCAAAUAAUGAAUAUAGCAGGCGUCAUGUUCGUCGGGCGUAGUCCUGGCAUUGUUCAGUUGCUAACACUUGUAGUGUUGGUGUUGCUUGGACUGUUUUACUGGCCGUUCAAAUUAACAGGUUAUAACAUCGACUUCGAAAAAUACAGUCGCAUCACUGAGAAUGUCAACAGCCGCAGCUCCAAUUGCUCCAUCAACUCCAACUGCUCGACUGACGUCACAGUCGUCGCUCAAUUUAAGUCGCUGGUGCUGCGGUUGACGGGAAUCAACCGCACCAGCGUAGUUAUGCGCUUAGAAUCUACGCUGCACGGUGCGGCUGACCAACUGCCCCCGCUCCUGCAAAUACUCCAGGAGUUCGAGGCCAAGUACAAAUGUGAGGCCUGCGUGGACUCCCGCCCAUCGCCCAGGACGGUGUUGGAUUUUCGAGUGCGUCUGGAACACAAUGUUCACAAACUGGGACUAGCGAUGCCAGCAAUCGUGAUGAACCCAAAAGGACGACUGGGCAACCAAAUGGGCGAGUACGCCACAAUUUACGCAUUACGUAAAAUUUAUAACGCCACCGUAGUCCGCAAACCAGUACGAAGACACCUCGAAGAAGCCUUCAGCCAUUUGACCAUUCCGUCCUUGGAGCGAUUCAAAGAGGGUGACUGGGUUGCGGCGGGUUUUGACAGCCAUCGUUCUACCUUCAACAAUGUGCAACUGGCUGCUGCAGGGUUACUGGGACCACAUCCUUUCAUUACGCCCGGAACUCCAUUUGAAACCUGCAUCUUCGCUGCCUUCAGAGCUGAACUCAGGGAAGAAUUCAGAUUUGAUGACAACGUUACACAGCAGGCGGAGGCUCGCCUGAGGAGAGUGAGAGAAGCCACUGCGCAGGUCGAAGUAGAAGGGGCGGGGCUUUUAGUCACCGUCGGUAUCCACGUUCGUCUCACUGACUACCCACACCACAUGGAAUCUCUUUAUUCUGUGAGGAACAUCACGAAUUGCUAUGGAAGCUACAUGAAGAAUGCAAUCAAUUACUUCCUCCAACGUCACGUCAACGUCGCCUUCUUGGUCGCGUCAGACGACGUUAACUCUACACGCAGUCUCAUUGAUGAACUAAGAAUAAACAACGUCUUCUUUUCCGAAGGUACUCCACUGGUGGAUAUGUAUGCGUUGUCAAUGUGCGACCACCACAUCAUCACAUUGGGUACCUACGGCUUCUGGACAGCCUUCCUUGGCAGUGGCACAACCAUCUUCCCUGUAAUCGACUCGACAACUGGAUACCGUUACAGCAAAACUUUAUAUGACUCCGCCGGUCUCGGCCCGCCUGACUUCGUCCCAAUACCCAUGGUCCAGUAAAGACCCAUAUCAACACAUUAAUCAGUGGUAGAGUGUUCGCUUCGCAUGCGAAAAGCCCCGGGUUCGAUCCCCGGCACCUCCAGUUCGUUUUUAAGUGCGGUACGACCCACCGUUAUGAAAAACGCCCUAAAUACAUUUUUCAACGUGUUAAUGGUAUUUGAAUGAUUGAAGUGAUACUUUGGUGGAGAUUGAUAUUUGGUGAAGUGAUACUUUGGCUUGAUUACUGCGUAUCGUCCUUUUAUGCAGUAAAAAGUAUUCGUUAGAGUCUAUGUCUGAAUGUCUAUUGAGAUGAAUACCGGGAUUUUCAUUGAAUGUAUAGUCCCCGAUUCUAAUUUAUAAAUGCUCUAAGUUAACUAUGAAUGCAGUCGACCAAAUUUUGGGCAUCUACUCAAAAAAUGGAUUUCUUAUAUUGAUAAUUUAAUUAUUAACAUUACAAGAAAGUU
Molecule: messenger RNA, 1953 nt
Organism: Hyalella azteca
Lineage: Eukaryota; Metazoa; Arthropoda; Malacostraca; Amphipoda; Hyalellidae
Product: galactoside 2-alpha-L-fucosyltransferase SEC1
Exons: 8
Coding region: 173-1510 (445 amino acids)
Biological process (GO): carbohydrate metabolic process
Cellular component (GO): membrane
Molecular function (GO): galactoside 2-alpha-L-fucosyltransferase activity
Source: RefSeq, a predicted model, not a curated record